AUGUUUCCAACCAGAUUUGUCACUGCUGCUGUAUACCUAUCAACUCUCGAAGCAGAGUGCGAAGCUCAUACUACAUGGCUGCAAUCAUUCGCAAGGAAUUUACUCGCAAACAGAUCUACGAAUGCAGACCAUGCAAAACGGAAACGGGCUCCGAGUCCUGAUACAAAUGACGCACCCAAAGUGGACGAUUCGCUUGAUAUUGAUAAAGUAGAACAAGGUGACGAAACAGCGUCCAUUGAUUUGCCAAACAAGAAACGUAAAAUAAGUCAGCAGAAUAAGUCUGCACCAUCCUCGCCACCUGCAUCGUCUGUGGCACCAACGACUAUCGAACAACAUACACCAAAACUCAAACUUCCAGUUACCGAUACAACCAAUGAUACAAACCCCUGCGGUUUUAGUAAUGAUGAUACUAGUAGCAAUAAUGAUGAUGAGAUAUUUGCUGAACCAUCAACGCCACUUGCAUCUCGAGUCCGUAUUGCAGAAGUCGCAACGACGACAACAACAAUGCCAUCUCCCCGUCAACCAAUCGAUGACCCACGGCUAAAAUCAAUAGUGUCGUCGUCAAUUGAAAAUCUACGUAAAGGUCUCACUUCACUAAACGAAAAAAGAAAGACUGCAUUGACGACGGCUGCAGGCCAACUAGCUAAAACUCCUGCCAAGCCCUCUAGAUUCACUCAUGUUACUACCAAUGCUGCUGCUAGUAGUAGUAAUAGCUAUGAAAAUGUUGGUGAUAUUGCAGCAUCACAAACAACGACGAUGGAUGUCGACGAGACAUCGGACAUGGAUGUUGAUUCGGUUGAUUUUGCUAUGCAUGAGAAACCUCUUAUUGAAGAGAAGAACGCUCGUAUAGACGUAGAAAAACAGGAUGAUGCUCCAAUGGUGGAAGUUGAAGAAUUGUUGGUAAUACAAGAACCUGCCCGUGUAGAACAGCAGCCCGCGCCAGAAGAAGAUGAACUAGACGAAGAGCCCGUUAUACUACCGUCAAAGGAGGCCAAUAUCGUGGUUGAAUCUAAACCAGUUAAACGGGAAUCAAAUCAAGUAGUCGUAAUAGAAUGGGACGAAGUCACCUCCGAAGAUCGUCCAGACAUUGCUGAGCAGGAGCCGGUGGAAGAGGAGCCAGUUGAAGACGAUGACGAUGCCGACGUUAUCAUCGUUGAUAUACCAAAGCCAAAGCAACUACCAUUACCUAAGUCUACGAAUAAAAAAGGCAAGACAGUGGAGGUACCCUCGCAUGAAACACAUAGCAAGGCUGCUCACGAAGGAAAAGAUGCCAGUAAAAUCAAAGAACCUGCUGGCUCUCAGUCAAAGGCGACAUACGGUGGUCCCUCCACCUACAAAAAGGAAGCUGCCACUUCAAAGAAGAAUGUCACUACUGACCAAAGAAUCGAACGAGCUCAACAACGUCGAAUCGAAGAUGAGGCCAAACGAGCAGAAGAGGCUAAACGACGUGAAGAAGAAAAGGCUCGUCGUACUGAAAUGAGUGCCAAGAAGGAAGAAGAACCUGUCAAAAAGAAGCAACGAGUAGCAGAGAAGCAGACUCAUAAGACUAAUACAGUAGAGAAGCCUAAGAAACAUAAUCCUGCCAAGGCUCAUGCUGGCGAAUCAAUCAAGGCUUCAGAACCUGCAAAGCCAAUUGAACAGCCAACGCUGGUUGCAGAUUUUACGGAGGUCCCUGCACCCAGGGCUCGUGACGACAAACCAUCUGGAUUGCCAAUGCGAACAGUAGAGCAUGGUGUAGUUUCUUCUGUUAAGGCUGACCGAGUCAAGACGGACUCGGUAGGAUCAACCGAUUCUUCGCAGCCACGCACGAAGGUGCCAGUACCAGAACCUAUAAUAGAUCCACUUGUCAUGAAGACGCCAUUAAUGGGUCUUGUUCCACCAAAACCCUCAAUCCUCAAAUCACCGGCACCAAGUUUGGGUACACUCAACAAGGGCAACAAGAGCGUUGUUCCUGCGGCACUGAACCCGCCGAUUCUCAACCCUAUUUUAGAUUUGGAUGGUAUGACAUCUGUGAACACAGCCAUGAAUGCAGCCAUGAAAGCAGCAGGUGCUAAUAUAAAGGCAGAGAGUGUCAAGAGACCCGACAGUGACAAAUCCAAGAAAAGGUCUGGACCAACUACUAUAGUUGAUGAACAGGGUGAUUUGCCAGAAAUUCCCAGCGAUGAAGAAGACGAGGAUGAUGAUUCUGAAGAUGAUGAACGGGUCAAGCCUGCAAGACCAACUUGGGCAGAGACUCCAAAUCUAAUGGACUCGUUGAAGGAUCAACAAGCUCGAGAUCCAGAUCAGAUAUUUGGUUCAGUGAAGCCUAUUUCUCUCGAAGAGGUUUUCAAAGGUGUGAAGAAAGUACCUAAAUUCCGUCCUCGCUCGUCAUCAGCUAAUUGGUUGGGUGCAGAUGAAUUGACAGCACAAGAAGAGGACUCUUAUAAAGUGAAGAUGGGCUUUGGGCCGUCAUAA
Synchytrium microbalum is the source of this 2454-nucleotide messenger RNA. RefSeq lists its product as uncharacterized. The transcript is spliced from 8 exons. The coding region runs from base 1 to 2454 and encodes 817 amino acids. The record is from RefSeq and is a predicted model, not a curated record. NCBI's taxonomy places the organism in Eukaryota, Fungi, Chytridiomycota, Chytridiomycetes, Synchytriales, Synchytriaceae.